AUGGCCUUAUACAAUCUCUCUGUGCUCGAUGCUCUCGACACUGCACGAAUGCAAUGGUAUCAUGUCACUGCCAUUUUGAUUGCCGGGAUGGGCUUCUUCAGUGAUGCUUAUGAUCUUUUUUGCAUCUCCACUGUCUCCAAACUUUUGGGUCGUCUUUAUUAUUACGACCCAUCGAGUCGGCAUCCCGGCAAACUUCCUCCUACGGUUAACAAUUUUGUUGUUGGUGUUGCCCUAGUUGGUACCUUGAUCGGUCAGCUUGUCUUCGGCUUCCUUGGUGACAAACUAGGUCGAAAAAAAGUCUAUGGUAUCACUCUAAUUCUUAUGGCCAUUUGUUCCAUUUGCUCUGGCCUCUCUUUUGGCUACAGUCCCAAAGCUGUGAUGGUUACCCUUUGUUUUUUCAGAUUCUGGCUCGGAUUUGGAAUUGGUGGAGAUUAUCCCCUCUCGGCCACGAUCAUGGCUGAAUAUGCUAACAAAAAAACACGUGGGGCUUUUAUAGCUGCAGUGUUUGCCAUGCAAGGUGUCGGUAUCAUCUUUGCUGGGCUGGUGUCCAUGAUCGUUUCUAGUAUCUUCCUAUCCGAGUAUGGAGGACCAAAAUUCCGUGAAAACCACAUCCUUUCUACAGAACCUGAAGCAGAUUACGUAUGGCGAAUUGUGUUGAUGCUUGGGGCUCUUCCAGCUCUUCUAACUUACUAUUGGAGGAUGAAGAUGCCAGAAACAGGUCGUUACACCGCACUUAUAGAAGGGAACGCUACACAAGCUGCCAUUGACAUGGCUCAUGUUCUUGAUAUCGAAAUUCCAGCAGAUCAAGACAGGUUAUCACAGUUCAAGGCCGCCAAUGACUACCCAUUACUCUCAAGAACGUUCCUUGAACGCCAUGGGCGUCACCUAAUUGGUACGAUGAGCACAUGGUUUUUCUUAGACACAGCCUACUAUAGUCAACACCUAACUCAAAAAGACAUAUUUCCAGCUAUGGGCCUCACUCAAGCAGAUGUUGAUGUAAGUGCUCUCAGAGAAAUGUUUGAGACAUCACGAACCAUGUUUGUCGUUGCAUUGCUUGGCACAUUCCCUGGGUACUGGUUCACCGUCUUUUUCAUUGAAACCAUCGGUCGAUUCUUCAUUCAACUUGUUGGGUUCUUCAUGAUGUCCAUCUUCUUGCUGAUUAUGGGAAUCAAAUAUGAUUACCUUAAAGAGAGGGAGAAUAACUGGAUCUUUGCAGCUUUGUAUGGAUUGAUCUUCUUUUUUGCGAAUUUUGGCCCCAACAGCACAACCUUUGUUCUUCCGGCUGAGCUUUUUCCUACGCGAUUGAGAUCAACAUGUCACGCAUUGAGUGCCGCUUCUGGGAAGGCUGGGGCAAUGAUUGCAGCGUUUGUGUUGCAGAACUACGCCAUGAAUGUUAACCAAAUUAAGCACAUAAUGGUUUUUUUGGCACUUACAAGUAUGUUUGGGUUCUGUUGUACGUUUUUAGUGACCGAGACCAAAGGCCGAUCAUUAGAGGAAAUUUCAGGCGAGAACGGUGCUCAAAAGGAGACUAACCCGGCUACUAAACUGCGAAUGGCUCCUGGCCGAGAAGCCAUUUAGCUAGGAGUGAUGGCAAGCAGGCUUCUUUGUUCCGCAAAAGAGUUUGUUCGGCAGGUCUAGCACUUUCAGCUCAACUUUUUUUUUUUACCAAACUUUCAG
Molecule: messenger RNA, 1677 nt
Organism: Ilex paraguariensis (yerba mate)
Lineage: Eukaryota; Viridiplantae; Streptophyta; Magnoliopsida; Aquifoliales; Aquifoliaceae
Source: the annotation of a GenBank genome assembly